This is a messenger RNA of Ostreobium quekettii, 534 nucleotides long. The record is from the annotation of a GenBank genome assembly. Lineage: Eukaryota; Viridiplantae; Chlorophyta; Ulvophyceae; Bryopsidales; Ostreobiaceae.
AUGAGCGCGUCGACCAUCCAGGCCAACAAUGUGCCACAGCAGGCGUCAGCGUCACAGAUGCCAAUGCUGGAAAUGGCGGCGCCGGCCGACAUCUCUCUGCUGCAGGCCAUGGGCGACCCGCUGAAGCUGAGGCCUAGUCUGGAAACGUCCAUCGCACUGGGCGGCUCGUGGAGGGGGCUGGGCAGCUGGGUGGCAGGGGCUAGGCGCCCCAGCUACCCAAGGGGGUGCCAGGGUAAAAGUGGAGUACCCAAAGAGUGUGCCUCAGGGACUGUUGGUGGAGAAGCUGGAGCUGGAAAAGCUGGCAGCCCAGGUGGGAGGGCAGGUGCUUCCGCAGGGCAUGCAAUAGGAUUGGAUGACACCGGGGGAUUGAUGCGGGGAUUCUGUGAUCUGUGCAUUGGGAUCGACCGGGCGUCUUGCGCACUUGUGGGGAUGGCUGGCAGGAAGGGGCCAGUGCCGUUGGCAUUUGGGCUGGCAUUGCUUGGGCGUCUACCUGUGUGGGAUGUGGCUUGCAGUGUCAGGAGGGAUUGGGCUUGA